This is a messenger RNA of Ruditapes philippinarum (Manila clam), 1071 nucleotides long. Its product is annotated as D-beta-hydroxybutyrate dehydrogenase-like. The transcript has 9 exons. The record is from RefSeq and is a predicted model, not a curated record. Lineage: Eukaryota; Metazoa; Mollusca; Bivalvia; Venerida; Veneridae. Bases 188 to 976 code for a protein of 262 amino acids.
GGAUGGAAAUACUAGACAUUGUUAUUGUAUUUGAUGUAAUGUGUUAUGUAUCACUUUCUAAACUUAGAAAUAUGAUGUGUCGUUAUCUUAUCUAGGUGCAAUCUUUAUAACCCAGGCUAUUUACCGUCUACCAGUAUAUACUUAAUGUGUACCGUGGGUUCCGACGGAGAUCAAGGUUUAUGAAAAGAUGUCUAGUGGUCAGCGACGAGUUGCUUUGGUAACAGGGUCCACCAGCGGAAUUGGACUAGCAAUUUCACGUCGGUUUGCCUUAUCUGGUCAUGACGUCAUUAUUACUGGAAUUGCAGAACAAGAGGCUAUAGACAAAAUUCUCGACGAAUUUAAAAAUUAUAAGGUUCGCUGUUCAUACGUGGGAGGAGAUUUUACAAAAGAGGAAGACAUGAUGAAAUUGUGUAAAGAUAUAACUGCUAUAUAUCCAGAAGGAAUUGAUAUACUUAUAAACAAUGCAGGUUUUCAGCAUGUAUGUAGUAUAGACGAAUAUCCUAUAGACAUUUGGAAUAAAAUGGUGGCUGUUCACCUCACAGCAUCGUUCUUAUUGAUAAAAUAUUUCGUACCUUACAUGAAAAAGAAAGGAUGGGGUAGAAUAGUUAAUACAUCCUCCCAGAUGGGGUUAAUAAGUACACCAGGAAAAACACCAUACAGUGCUGUAAAAGCUGCUCUUAUAGGUCUAGCAAAGGGUACAGCUUUAGAGACAGCUGAAUAUGGUAUAACAUGUAAUGCAAUAUGUCCUGGUUAUGUGGAAACAGACCUUGUAACUAAACAAAUUCAUGUGAUGGCGGAAAAAGAGGAGAAGUCUUUUGAGCAGAAAAGGAACGAAUUUUUUGGAAGUGUCCAUCCAAGUAAGAAGCCAGUAACUGUUGAACAGGUAUCUGGACUUGUUCUCUAUCUAUGCAGUGACGACGCAGCCAGCACAACUGGUUCUGCAAUAAGUAUUGAUGGAGGUUAUACAGCGCAAUGAGGAGUUCAAAGUUUAACAUUUAGAUGCUCGGCCUAGCUUAAGUUUGUUUCAUUUUCAAUUCUACAUGACUAUCAUGCAUUAAACUUUGGAAUGAC